CCUCUCCCCUCAGAUGCUCCCAGGGUCUCUCCAGACGAUGUAGCACUUAUAUUCCUGCUUUCCAGCAUGGCACAGAUCCAUCUGCAUAUUGCAGGCUCAAUGCCAUGCCUUUCAGCAGCAUGUUUUAUUGUAUCAAAGGAGGUUCUGUCAAAGGCUCCCUCUUUGUCAAGGAAUGCUCCAAGGGCAAUAUCCUUGUGUUCAGUAGCAUUCUCUAUGCGUGUUACUGCAUUAUGCAAUUCAGUUUCGGUAGAUUUACCUAUUUGGUAAGCAUGUUGGUUUUGGUGCAGAGAAUGAAUCUUCAAUGCACCGUCCCUAAUGUGUCUACUACUUUCUCCAUCGUUUUCAAAAGGAAAGACGACAGGCUGAUAAGACGAUAAGCCUUAGCCUCGGUAUAAUCAAGUUUCCUGGGCUUUGGUAUAAAUGUCACUUUGAUUUGCCUCCAGGCCCUAGGGAUAAACCCAUGUGCCAUGCAGGCUCUGAAUAUGCGGCAUAGGUGUGGGACUAAAUGUUCCGCCCCUUGCUGCAGAAGUGCCGGUACAAUCCAAUCUGUUCCUGCAGACUUAAAUGGUUUGAAGAUGUUGGCAAAGGAGGAUGUUCACACCAGUCCAUGAAUCAUGUCAGCGCUCCACAAAAUUGGGACUAUGUAACCUUGAUGGAUGGCCAGCAAUUGUCAUAUGUGCAGGCACCUGCAUUACAAAUUACCAGCAUACUGAGGGACAGUUAUGGUGUUGCCAAUGGAACAGAGGAUAGAAACAGUCCUGUGGCAGCAUUCGAGCAAGCUUCUGUUUCCACAGAAAUUGGCUGUUAUCUGAUGAACUAUUUUUCAGCACCACCACUGAAGAAACUGAGAAUCACCAGUCUACUAGCAAUGAGCGCCCAACCCCCAAAAGCUUCAUCCCAAAACGACACAAUUUAUAACAGGAUAUGAAGGGAAAGAUAUACCUUAGGUAUCUACAGACAUUUUUACCUCAAGCAAACUGCUAUAUAUUUGUUAACAUACCAAGAGAUGGCAGCAGAAGUUGAAGAAAGAUUGUGUAGUCAUCACCUAAGGUUGGCUGAGGAACUGUCAAUCAAUGUAGCCCACUGCCAAAGUUGUGAAUGAUCAAUUGGAAGCAAAACAUCCUGGGUGUACAAGCAGCUGAUGAUACAGUGUCUGCAGGAUAUAAAGUUAUGUACUAUCGUUUACUGCUUGAUCACUGGGAUCUUGGGUUCAAAGCCCACUUGGAGCAUGGAUUUUUAUGUACUGUGGGAGUUGUGUAGUUUAUAUAUCAGUAGACUGAUGGCAACAAUGCAUUUUCAACCUAAUUUGUAGCUUAUGACUCCGUCCUAAGUGCAAACUAUAUUUAUAGGUUUUUCAUCUUCUUCUCUAUACACUACAUGUUUCGGCCCCA
Molecule: messenger RNA, 1391 nt
Organism: Cryptotermes secundus
Lineage: Eukaryota; Metazoa; Arthropoda; Insecta; Blattodea; Kalotermitidae
Exons: 3
Coding region: 506-928 (140 amino acids)
Source: RefSeq, a predicted model, not a curated record